AUGGAAAGGGAUUUAUCUCAAGAGCAGAAUCAAAGGUUAUUAAGGUCUUCUUCUGGGGUUACAACAACCACAAGUGCAGCUCAGUGUUCAUCUUCAUCCUCACAGAUCAAGAAAAACACGAAGCUAACAUCCAAGGAUCAACAAAUGAACAGAUUGGUAUUUCAAGAAGGCGGAUUACCUAAUGGAACUGAAGUAGUUUACAAGUCUCAUGGAAGGGAACUUUUAAAAGGUUACAAGUGGGCCCGUGGAAUAUUCUGUUUUUGCUGCAGUACUGUGGUUAGCCCCUCACAGUUUGAAGCUCAUGCUGGCCAGGCCUCCCGCAAAAAACCAUAUGGAAACAUCUUUAUUGCAAAUGAUGUGUCACUCCAUGAUUAUGCAUCUUCUUUAAAGCUAACUGUUGGACACCUGUCAAAGAAGAAUGAUGAACUUUGUGGAGUUUGUAAGAAAGAUGGAGACUUAGUGCUCUGUGAUGGAUGCCCAAGGUCAUUCCAUAAAGAAUGUGUAUCUGACACAAGCCCCCCCAAAGAAAAAUGGUUCUGCAAAUAUUGCAGAAACUCUAUGAAUUUGCAACAUUCAGGAUCUGAUCAAAUUGAGAAAAUUGCAAAACGUUGCAUUCAGAUUGAUAAUUGUGACCUUGUUGCAUGUUGUAUUUGCAGAGCAUAUGAUUUCACCACAGAUGGCUUCGAUGAUCGGACUGUUAUUGUUUGUGAUCAGUGUGAAAGAGAAUACCACGUAGAGUGUUUGAGGGAACACAAGAAGAUGUAUCUGAAGGAGUUGCCAUCUGGCAAUUGGUUCUGCAGUGCGGACUGUGGAAUACUUAAUUGGGUUCUUGAGAGAUUGGUGGCAUGUGGGCCCGUGAAGGUCCCUCAUUCUCUUACGGGUUUAAUCAGGGAGACUUCAAUGGUCGGUGAUGCAAACGGAAUCGGAAUCGGAAUCACCAAUUCCGAGAUGAAGUUGAUUGUUUUGCGUGGGAAAGGAGUUUCUGAUGAGAACAGAGUGUUGCUUUCUCAAGCCGUUGAUAUCUUCCAUAAAUGCUUCAAUCCUAUUGUUGAUUCCAUUACUGGAAGUGAUUUUAUUCCAUCAAUGGUGUAUGGGCAGACAAUGGGGGAUUCCGACUUCACAGGAGUUCAUUGUGCAAUGCUCACAAUAGAAUCAAAGGUUAUUACAGCCGGAAUGUUUCGUGUAUUUGGAGCAGAUGUUGCAGAACUUCCAAUAGUUGCUACCAAUGAAACCAACCAAGGAAAGGGCUACUUCCAACUUUUCUUCGACUGCUUUGAGAAGCUACUUGCAUAUCUCACGGUUAAGAAGAUGGUUGUUCCAGCUGCUGAGGAUGUUGAAUCCAUGUGGAUUCAGAAAUUUGGUUUUCAAAAAGUUAACCCAACUCAGCGGAGGGAAUAUAGACAAACAUUAACAUCAAUGGUGGCGUUUCAAGGAACAUCUUUGUUAGAAAAGGAUGUGGUGGGGCCUCAUGCUGGACUUACCUUUCAAGAUGGUUUCCGUUUCAGUCUUUCUACGCAUAAGUAAAUUAAGCAAUGAAUGAAUGAUUGAAUAAUAAUACCGUUUUGGUGGAUUUGUUAAUGAAUGAAUGAUUGAAUAAUAAUACCGUUUUGGUGGAUUUGUGUUUUGUUUAUGGUUAAAACUACACA
Molecule: messenger RNA, 1646 nt
Organism: Lactuca virosa
Lineage: Eukaryota; Viridiplantae; Streptophyta; Magnoliopsida; Asterales; Asteraceae
Source: the annotation of a GenBank genome assembly